Messenger RNA from Purpureocillium takamizusanense, 1856 nucleotides. RefSeq lists its product as uncharacterized. The coding region runs from base 467 to 1465 and encodes 332 amino acids. The record is from RefSeq and is a predicted model, not a curated record. Lineage: Eukaryota; Fungi; Ascomycota; Sordariomycetes; Hypocreales; Ophiocordycipitaceae. The transcript has a single exon.
CUUCCCAGCGCGGUCCUGAGUCCAACUGGGCUGCAACGGGCCGGUCUAGAGACGCUAGGGUGGGAAAGGAGGCGGCUGCGGCUGCAGUGCAAGCGUGCAAAGUCGAGCGCUCGUGCCCGGACCGUCGCCUCGUUCGACCCUCCGAGGAGCCGACCUGGCGUCGUCUUGUGUCUGUCAUGGUACCUGCCAUGCAAUUUACCCCAGUCCAAGUCCCCAGACAGCCUCGCGACCAGGCCAAAUUUCGCGAAAUGCCGCUCGCUUGCACGGCGCCAUAUGCCAGCUAGUGUAUAUAUGAAGGAGAAUCGUCGUCUGGGCAGGUUUCGUAGAGAGGCUGGCCAUUCCGUCCCGGCCUCCACCUCCUCUUCGCCCUCCUCGUCCCCCUCCGCCUCUCCCUUUGCGUAUCGGAGCCAGUAGUUGUCGUACCUCGUCGUCACCGCAGCCUCGACUUACGUAGUAGCGCGCAAGAAUGGCCAACAAGCACGAGAUCCCCAGCGCGCCGGGACGCGCGGUUCCCAUGCGCGUCAUCGUGUGCGGCCUCCACCGAACGGGCACCUCGAGCAUGCGCCUGGCCCUGCGGCAGCUGGGUUUCCACGACUGCUACCACAUGGCCACCGUUUUCGAGAACCUGCACGACCACCCACAGCAGUGGGUUCGCGCCUACGAGGCCAAGUACCUCGGCAAAGGGUCCUUUGACAAGGGCGACUGGGACAGGCUGCUGGGCUACUCGCAGGCAUGCUGCGACGUGCCCGCCGCCCUCUUCAGCUGCGAGCUGGCGCAGCUGUACCCGGACGCAAAGGUGGUGAUCCUCAACCGCGACCCGGAGAAGUGGUACGACAGCGUCUCGGCGACGGUCAACAAAGCCCUCCGGCCCACGGGCUUCUUCAACGUGCUCCAGCGCAUCUACAUCUACCUGCUGGACCCGGGCAUGCGCAACUGGGUUCGCUUCACAAAGGUCAUGGGUAUGCUCGGCAUGCCCUUCGACCACGCCAACGAGCACGACAAGGCCGUCGCGUGGUUCAACGAGCGCUACGCCGAGUUCCGCGCCAGAAUCCCCGCCGAGCGCCGCAUCGAAUUCUCCGUCAAGGACGGCUGGGCGCCGCUGUGCGAGCACCUCGACGUGCCCGUGCCGCAGGUCCGCGACGAACAGACGGGCCAGCUCGUCGAGGCGCCGUUUCCGCAUGCCAACGACCGCGCCUCCUUUAUCGCCAGGUCUGAGCGCAACCUCGCCGCGGCCGUGCAGCGCUGCAACGCAAACCUCAUUGAUUUCCUUGGUAGGGCUUGUCUUGUGGGCUGCCUGGGCUACGGCGGCUUUCUGGUGGGAGACGUGCCUCGGCGGUCGUCUCUGAGGAGGGAGCGAUUACGCCACUGUAUGUGUCGAGUGGUUAGUAUCACAAGUCACUUAAUGUCCCUACCGCCGUGGCUGCUACUGCAAGGAGGGAGGGCCCUUGAGGCUGUGAGGCUGUGAGACUGUGUGACGCCUCCCGGCUUUCCGGUAUCCCCAUCGGCACGCGCGGUGUGCUCGCACACACGGGCCACCGAAUCGUGACGCCGUGACCAUGUGAUUGGCUGGGACUCUCCGCUGCCGAUUUCCAGACUGCCGGCAUGGUGAUACAACGGACUUGGAUUGUUGGGCGGAUGGUAUUUUGCAAAGCAGGUACCACAGACAUGGCGCAUUGGAACACAACCAAAAAGAUUUGUACCGAGUUGGGCUUUUCACCGUCGGGGCUGCAGCUCGGGCCGUACGAUGCCGUCUCCUUCAAAUUUUCAUACUCCUUGCUGUGCUUCGUAGAGAACGCGAGGUGCUAAAGUAUGUAGUAUGUCGUAUGCCCAAUCGCGAUCAAGGUGAUGCUGCGGGA